AUGCAGGAAAACACAAUUAUUCAAUACAUUUUAAUAAAUAAGGAAAUUUUAGAUAAAAAAUGGCCAUUAGGAUCUAUAAUAGCUCAAGCUUGCCAUGCAUGUGUAGCAGUAAUAGCAGAAAACAUUGAUGACAAUAUAGUAAAAGAGUAUUUAUCACCGGAAAAUAUAAAUAAUAUGCAUAAAGUUAUAUUGAAAGUUGAAAAUACUGAAGAACUUAAAAAUUUAUCAAGUAUCUUAGAUAAAGAAUCCUUCAAAUACAAAAUAUGGACUGAGUAUCCAGAAAAUAUUUUGACUGCUUUGGCUUUAAAGCCGUAUUAUAAAAAUACAGUAAGAGAUUAUUUCAAAAAAUAUCAGCUUUUAAAAAAAUUAUAA
Messenger RNA from Plasmodium gallinaceum, 372 nucleotides. RefSeq names its product conserved protein, unknown function. The coding region runs from base 1 to 372 and encodes 123 amino acids. The transcript has 2 exons. Gene Ontology annotation, molecular function: peptidyl-tRNA hydrolase activity. NCBI's taxonomy places the organism in Eukaryota, Apicomplexa, Aconoidasida, Haemosporida, Plasmodiidae. The record is from RefSeq and is a predicted model, not a curated record.